Messenger RNA from Camellia sinensis, 862 nucleotides. RefSeq lists its product as uncharacterized. NCBI's taxonomy places the organism in Eukaryota, Viridiplantae, Streptophyta, Magnoliopsida, Ericales, Theaceae. Gene Ontology annotation, molecular function: calcium ion binding. The record is from RefSeq and is a predicted model, not a curated record.
UAAAACAGAGACAGAGACAGAGAGAGAGAGAGCAGACCAGCAAAAAAGAAGAGAGGAGGGGAGUCGAGUCGUCUGAGAAAUGGAGAACAAGGCGAUUCUGAGAGAAUGGUUCGACCGAGUCGACUCGGACAAAACUGGAAGCAUCACCGCUGCUCAGCUCAAGAGUGCUCUUGCCGUCGGAAACCUAGAAUUCCCUAUCUCUGUUGUUCAACAGAUGAUCAGGAUGUAUGACUUUGAUAGGAAUGGAACUAUGAGCUUCGAAGAAUUUAUUGCACUCAACAAGUUUCUUCUUAAGGUUCAACAUGCCUUCUCAGACUCGGAGAGGGAUCGUGGAUAUCUUGUUCCUGAUGAUGUUUAUGAGGCGUUGGUAAAAAUUGGAUUCUCACUUGACUCUCCUGCAUUUUACACAGUCUGUGAGAGUUUCGAUCAAAAGAAGAAUGGAAGAUUCCGGCUUGAUGACUUCAUAGCUCUUUGUAUCUUUGUGCAGUCUGCAAGGAAUAUGUUUAAUUCAUUUGAUACAAGUAAGCAAGGCAGGGUCAGUCUCGAUCUCAAUCAAUUUAUAUACUGCACUGCCAAUUGUAGAAUAUGAUGCCAAUUUCUCAACAACCGGUGAAGAUAAGCACAUGCUGUAAAUUGACAGAAUUAUGUUGAUUUUGAUUUAUGGAACGGACCUUAUGUAUUUGUUGUAACAUGUAUUGUCAGGCAUAGAAUAUUUGAGAAAUUCUUUGAGAUGCAGUCUUAUUGGUCAAAUGGCUUGUGUCAUUGAUCUUAGUGUGAUACUUGAUAUUCGGUUCUGAUGUGUUUUGUUUUGGUUGAAUUUUUGCUGUGGUAUAAUACAAUCUCGGUGCUUUUUUAUUUUUUC